AUGCAGAAUAUAUCACUUAUUGUGGAAAUCAUACACAGUGCAUCAAAGACGACAAUGUUGUGUUCAAAACAAUUCUUAUCCCAAUCACCGACACCUAAUGGGCCAGCAAUGCAUUUUGCUGAGAAGGAGGACCAUAAGUCGAUAGCUUAUGAUUUGAAAAUUGAAUGCAACCAGUUUUACUAUGGACCAGAAUGUAGAACAUAUUGUAAUCCGAAUAUAUCCAGCUGUCGACUUAAGGCAGUUUUAAAGGCUGGUAAUUCUAUACCGAUGCCAGGAUGCAAGAGAAGUGCAAUGAAAAUGUUCUUAGCAAAGAAUGCAGUACGAUUUCACUUCUAUUGUUCAAACUCCGGUGAGCGUUUUUGUCAUAAAGGAUGGGCAGGCCAUAACUGCGAUGAACCUGUCUGCGAGAACAGUUGUAUUUAUGGAAUAUGCAUAGCACCGAACACUUGCAGGUGUCGACCUGGUUGGCAUGGUGAAUUUUGUGAGAAAUGCAAGGUCAUUAACGGAUGCAAAAAUGGUUAUUGCAACAAAGCAAAUGAAUGCAUAUGCAAGAAAAACUGGGGAGGAAUGGAUUUGGACUACUGUUUUCACAAUGCUCCAUGUAAAAACGACGGCAAAUGCUCUAGUGGAGGGCGACAAAAUUUUUAUUACUGCAAUUGCAGCAAGGAAUAUACGGGACGAAAUUGUGAAUAUCUGGUAGAUCCAUGUAAAAAUCUUGACUGUGGUCCAUUUGGCAAAUGUAUGACGAAUAAUUUUAAAUCUGAAUGUUUCUGCAACGCUAUGUAUUAUGGAGAUCGUUGUCAAUAUAAAAUUUUAGAUACUCCAACAAGAAAUGAAAGGGUAUUAUAUAAAGCUGCUUCAAGCAACUGUGUUUUAGCUGAUUUUAGUCACAUACAAGACGGAUUUUCAUGGACCACAAUUGAUUGCAGACAAUGUAUUUGUGAAAAUGGGAUUAUUAGUUGUACAGAAAGACGUUGUGAACCAAACGAUUGUUAUAAACGAGAAGCCGCUUCUGCAGACUUCGCUUUUUGUCCUAAAGAUCAGCACUGCAAUGUUAUUGAAAGCAGUCAAUGCUUGAAUGGGAAUUGCACUUUGCCCCGAGGUCAAUGUGUGCCACCAAUUCAGUUGAAGAAAAAUGCAACUUUGCGCUUAUGUCGUAUGCGACCGAACAGAAGAGAAAAUACGAAAAAAAGUUGCACCAGAUUAUUAAUUGGACUGGAUCUGCAACGGCUACCAGAUGGAACGACAACUGAUGACAUUUGCUACCACCUACUUCUUGAAGCUAUUACCGCGAAUAUGAGACAAGUUGGCUUCGAUUGCAAAAAAGUUGCGAGUGAUAUUCUUAAUGUUGAUAUAGUUUCGCUCAAAUUUUCUGGUGAUGUUAUGGUCACAAAAGCAUAUAUAAUGGCUCGUUUGCAGCAGCGAUUGGCUGCCAGUGUUGUACUGAAUGCGGUGACCACAGUUUAUGAAUACAGUCAUCGAAAUGAACAAUCAUUACUGGAUGUUAACUCAGCCAAGCAUCACACGAGUCUAGCAACAGAAUUUUCCGAUUUUACUAAAUGGAUGCUCAUCGUCAUCAUUUUGCUACUGCUAGUUAUAACCUUAAUAUUAAUGAACCUUUAUAUGUAUAAAUUUCCUCCCCUUAUGUUUUGUUGUUAUCCUCAACAACAAACCAUGGUUCACCAGUCGGCCUUAUCUGAAAUUUUUCCAACUAAAUCCCUAACCAGUCGUGACAAGAAGCGUCGCCAUAGCAUAGCAUCGAUUGGAUUAAAGGAUUCAAUAUUUCUACCAGAUCGAAAAUCGUCACUAGAACAGCUUAAUUUAUCCCUCAUCACUAAGGAAGAAAAAGAAAAUCACAAAAAUUUAUACCUUAAUCCGCUACGGAAUAGCGAUGACUGUCUUAGACUUACGCAGCCAUGGCCAGAAACUAUUCUUAGCAUCGAAGAUCGCCGAUUACCAUCCAUGCAUAAGUUGAUGAUUUCUUAUGAUCAUUCGUCCUUGUUGGAUCGAAGAAUCGAAGAAAGAAUUAUUUUCAAUAACGCCACUACGAUAUAA
Dracunculus medinensis (Guinea worm) is the source of this 2055-nucleotide messenger RNA. NCBI's taxonomy places the organism in Eukaryota, Metazoa, Nematoda, Chromadorea, Rhabditida, Dracunculidae. The record is from the annotation of a GenBank genome assembly.